AAAAUUGUAAAAAUUAUUUUCUUGUUAUAUUUUUUGAACAUCUUCACUUCAGAUUGAAGAAUAGUUUUUGUUUGAAAUGGAAGACAAUACUUCGAGUGACGACGAUGUUAAAGAUUCACCUCUAAGUCCAAAAUUAGGUGGAAAAAAGUUCAAGUUAAAUGAUGGAAGUUCACAGGACAGUUUAACAGAAACAGUUGCUACAACGAGUAAAGUUAAAAAGGAGGAGAAUGUAGAUAGCGGUGUUUCUGCGGAUAAGUCUGAGAGUACGAGCAGCGAUGAUCGGGUUAGGGGGGCCAAUGAAGGUCCCUCAAACGAAGUUGUUAAUGUAGCACCUUCCAGUAGUAACGUACGAGAGAUUUUGUUAAACAUACGAAGGCCCAGACGCAGCCGAAACUACAGGAAACGAAAAACACCAGACAGAGACUCAGAUAGUGGUGAUUCCUCAAGAGAUUCUGAUGAUUUGUCACCAGAAGAGAGCACUGUUGACAUGAGGCCCGAGACCAGUAAUUCAGAAUGUGAUAGUUCAGAUGAUCAAGCAUUUGUUCCUAAUUUUUCAGAUCCUUCACCUGAAAGUGGAUCCAGUUCGUCAGGUAGUAAUGAUAGUUAUGAUGAUGACUUGGUUGACAUGCAUAGUGUUGACACAGACAGUGAAGAUGAAGAUGUAUGGUCGAGGACCAGAGAAAAUGUUGAAAAUGAAGAAUUCCAAGGUGAACCACCCAGGGCGCUUCUCAAAGUCAGACCUAAGCAUAACUACUUUAUGUUAAGAGAAAUCAUAAACCGUGAAAUGGGACUGACAUUUCCCUGCAGUAAAACAUCAAAAAGCAACCUAAUGUUUGAACAAAAAUUUUAUGGGUCACUUCACGUAGUGUACAGAAUGGACAAAAUGUUCCAAUUAAAUCAACAUAAAGGCUGUGUAAAUUCAAUAAAUUUUCACCCUGAAGGCCAUCUCUUAGCGUCAGGUUCAGAUGACCAGAAUGUUAUAAUCUGGGAUUGGGCUCACAACAAAGCAUUGCAGACCAUCAAGACAGGUCAUAGGUCGAACGUGUUUCAAAGCAAGUUCCUACACCUCAAUGCCAAGAGUCAACUGAACAUAGUCACCUGUGCGAGGGAUGGUCAGAUCCGUUUGAUCCAAUGCCCGGCGAGCGGCGGCGCUCCCGUAGUGCGUCGCAAGCUGGCAGCUCACGCCCGCGCCGCUCACAAGCUGCACGUGUCGCCGCACGAGCCGCACUUGGUGACGUCAGCCGGCGAGGACGGACUGUGUCUGCAGUGCGACGUGCGCGCCGACCAGGUUACUAGAUUGUUUCACGUAAAAGAACGAGGGGUGACGAUACCUCUAUACAGCGUUUGUGGCCAUCCGCUAGACUCAUGGGAACUGGUCCUGGCCGGCCGAGACAAGUUUGUACGCGUCUACGAUCGCCGCAAGUCUACUAAACCAAUAGCGCUGUACUGCCCUGGUGCCUUCCAAGACCACGGGGGUUGUCAGAAGAAGAAGCUCAGACAAUCCAUGAUGCAUCUCACUUGCGCCGUCUAUAAUCACGACGGCAGCGAGAUACUCGGCUCAUACAACGAUGACGACAUAUAUCUGUUUGACGCCAAAAACGACGUUUAUGACAAAGACAACACAAAGAUCGUGAGCGAAGGCUACAAAUACCGCUACAGUGGGCAUAGAAACAGCGCUACCUUCAAAGGGGUCUCAUUCUUCGGGCCGAAGAGCGAAUACAUAGUCUCCGGCUCGGAUUGUUCCUACAUCUAUAUAUGGGAGAGGAAAUCUGAAGCCAUCGUGCAGUGGAUGCAAGGAGAUGUGGGCGGAGUGGUGAACUGCAUAGAAACUCACCCGCGGUUCCCCGUUUUGGCGACUAGCGGCCUCGACAAGGACGUCAAGAUAUGGACUGCGAGGAGCGACAGCGAUCCCGAUUUCGCUGGCAUGGAGAGGGUGGUUCGUGAAAACAGCGCUUCGCAGUUUCGCAGUCCGUUGUUCAACGAUUUCUUGCCGACGUUGUAUAGUGCUUGGCGCGCGGAUCGCAGAGAUUCCGGACCCCACAAUAACUUAGAACUGGACGGAAAUGUUUGCACUGCCUUCUGAAUUAUAAUUAUGUAUCUUAGGCCCGUAUUACAGAAUGACAACUAAGUGUUGAUCUUUACUCGAGUACAGUUAGAAAG
Messenger RNA from Chilo suppressalis (striped riceborer), 2160 nucleotides. The record is from the annotation of a GenBank genome assembly. NCBI's taxonomy places the organism in Eukaryota, Metazoa, Arthropoda, Insecta, Lepidoptera, Crambidae.